Messenger RNA from Impatiens glandulifera, 1348 nucleotides. RefSeq lists its product as uncharacterized. The coding region runs from base 548 to 1246 and encodes 232 amino acids. The record is from RefSeq and is a predicted model, not a curated record. Gene Ontology annotation, molecular function: zinc ion binding. The transcript has 2 exons. Lineage: Eukaryota; Viridiplantae; Streptophyta; Magnoliopsida; Ericales; Balsaminaceae.
GUGAUCUUUUACUAAUUACUAAAAGAAGUGGUUCUUAUGGUCAAAACAAUGACAUUACCAUAUGAAUAAUUACAAGAAACUUCUAAUUUCCAACACAAUUUAUUCUUCAGCUCACUUACUUUCUCUUUCUGACACCAUUUCACAUGUGAGAUGAUCUCAUUUAUUAUACUUUUAGAAAGAAAUAUGGCAUUUAGUUACCUUUCUCUUUACUAACAUGUAACAUUCACGAGAACUUUGAGUUUGACAGAGAACAACAUUUUCAGAUAAAUAACACUCCUCUCUGUACUCAGUACUGUCUCUCUCCCUCUCUCUCUGUUUUUUUCUGUCUUGCUCCUUCUUCCCACGUUUUCACCAUUGCAAAGGUUUAACCUUUCAUCUUAGUAAUGAGAGAGAGUUCUAGGUAACCUGUCAGAAAUCAAAGUUGAAAAGGUAACCUAAUCCACCAUCCCCACCCAUUUCAUCAGUCUCUCUCACAUUUAUUUAUUCUCUCCUGUUACCAAUUCCAUUCCUAUUAAAGCUUCAAUCUUUGAUGAAGCUCUGAGAUAAAAUGGACAGUUUGGAGAUAUCCCACUUGGAUUUAGAAUUUGGAGAGAGGAGUGACUGGGAUAGUGUUUGUUUUUCUGAUGCUGAAGAAGGGUCUUGCAUUACGCAGUUCUUCUCCACAUAUGGUGGGUCGUACGAUGAUCAUAGCUUUGUUUGUGGGUCUGAUUAUGGAAUUUCGGAUUCCCGGAGACUGUCAUCGGCUGCAGUAUCGGAUGAUUGCUCAAUUGUUAUUGAUGGUGAAACAAUGAUAGAAGGUAAUAAGGUGGUGAAAGUGGAAAGAGAUUGUAGAAUAUGUCAUUUGACGUUGGAUCAUGAUCAACAUCAAUCUGGAAUUCAAUCUGGAAUUGCUAUUCAUUUGGGUUGUUCUUGUAAGGAUGAUUUGGGUGCUGCACAUAAACAAUGCGCUGAGGCUUGGUUCAAGAUUAAGGGAAAUACAACAUGUGAGAUUUGCAAUUCGAUAGCAGUCAAUGUUUUUGGAGAAAAUCAAAAUGAGACAUCCAUGGCCGCAACCCAACAACAGCAGCAGCAGCCGGCAAAUGCGUCGACAAUUGGUGCAUCAGUUGCAGCAAUGGCGGUUACUUCUUCGUCCUCUGUAGAAGAAAGGAGGCGUUUGGAUGGUCAAAAGCUGGUGAAUAUCCUCCUUGCUUGCAUGGUUUUUGCGUUCGUCGUAUCUUGGCUCUUCCAUUUCAACAUCCCUUCGUGAUUCAAGAUGAACGCUGAAUUUGAUUUGAUUUGGUUUGCGUAAUUAUAUAAUGUAUCAAGUUUAAUUGGUUUGAAUGAAAUGUUAUUAGUUUCAUCAUCUUUU